Molecule: messenger RNA, 451 nt
Organism: Protobothrops mucrosquamatus (brown spotted pit viper)
Lineage: Eukaryota; Metazoa; Chordata; Lepidosauria; Squamata; Viperidae
Product: asparagine--tRNA ligase, cytoplasmic-like
Exons: 6
Source: RefSeq, a predicted model, not a curated record
AUGAGCAAUUUGAUGUUGGAAUCAGGUAGUCAGAGAGGUGGAGAGGUUUAUGUAUCUGAUCGAGAAGGAUGUGACAGCACUGGUGAUGGGACACAGGAGAAACCUUUCAAAACAGCUUUGCAGGCAUUGAUGUCUACUGGAAAGGAACCACUUCCUACUAUCUAUGUGGACUCACAAAAAGAAAACCAGAGAUGGGAAACGAUCUCCAAAACCCAACUCAAGAAUGUGAAAAAGCUGUGGCAGAGAGAGCAGCAGAAGAGUGAAGCCAGAGAAAAGAAAGAGGCAGAAGAUUUGUUGCGACGUGAAAAGAAUUUGGAGGAAGCAAAGAAAAUUAUCAUUAAGAAAGACCUCAGUCUCCCGGAGCCCAAAUGUGUGAAGAUUUGUGCCCUGGAAGCCUACAGAGGGGAGAGAGUAAAGGUGUUUGGUUGGGUCCAUCGAUUGCGUCGGCAGG